Ailuropoda melanoleuca (giant panda) is the source of this 872-nucleotide messenger RNA. It is a transcript of the gene PRDX5, whose product is annotated as peroxiredoxin 5. Gene Ontology annotation, cellular component: peroxisome; cytoplasm; mitochondrion. Gene Ontology annotation, molecular function: thioredoxin peroxidase activity. Lineage: Eukaryota; Metazoa; Chordata; Mammalia; Carnivora; Ursidae. The record is from RefSeq and is a predicted model, not a curated record. The transcript is spliced from 6 exons. Bases 71 to 730 code for a protein of 219 amino acids. Gene Ontology annotation, biological process: cellular response to oxidative stress; hydrogen peroxide catabolic process; cell redox homeostasis.
CGCCUUUCGGGGAGGGCACCCGCCGGGGCACCGAGGUGAGGGCGGGGCGAUCGUGCGUUCUGGGAUCGGCAUGAAGCUUUUUCCGCACCGUGUUCUGAGUCGUCUGCCAGGCUCGCUUUUCGUCCGUGCUACUGUCGUCGAGUCUGCAGUUUCGGCGGCGUCGAGAGCAGGCGGGUGCCGGCAACGAGGCCAGGAGUGGACGCUUGGCGGGGCCCACGGUUUCAGAAGCGCCGCCUCAGCCAUGGCCCCAAUCAAGGUGGGAGAUGCCAUCCCUUCGGUGGUGGUUUUUGAAGGGGAGCCUGGGAACAAGGUGAACUUGGCAGAGCUGUUCAAGGGCAAGAAGGGGGUGCUGUUCGGAGUCCCUGGGGCCUUUACGCCCGGCUGUUCCAAGACCCACCUGCCAGGAUUUGUGGAGCAGGCUGAUGCUCUGAAGGCCAAGGGGGUCCAGGUGAUAGCCUGUCUGAGUGUUAAUGAUGUCUUCGUAACUGAAGAGUGGGGACGAGCUCACAACUCGGGAGGCAAGGUUAGGCUCUUGGCUGACCCCACUGGGGCCUUUGGGAAGGAGACAGAUUUAUUACUAGAUGAUUCAUUGGUGUCUCUCUUUGGAAAUCAUCGGCUCAAAAGGUUCUCCAUGGUGGUAGAGGAUGGCAUAGUGAAGUCCUUGAAUGUGGAGCCGGAUGGUACAGGCCUCACCUGCAGCCUGGCCCCCAACAUCCUCUUGCAGCUCUGAGGCCCUGGGCCUGUUACUCCUUCUACCCUUUCCUGUUUCACCUGCCCAGCCCUGGACAGAGGACCCAGUCCAGCCUCAACGGGGGCCACCAAGUGGGAAUUGUGACCAAAUUUCUGCAAUAAACAUUUCUGGUUCACAGUUA